AUGUCUCAGACUUCUAGAGUGUCAGCGCUGACUUCCCCAGCCGAAACACGCUUGCCGAAGCGUGUUUCGAUCGUUGAUAGGAAUCUUAAUAAAACAAAAGGCACAGAGGUUGGGCUAAGUGCCUUCGCAUUCCUGUUUUCCGAAAUGCUUCAAUAUGCACAAAAGCGCGUGCACGGAAUUCAAGAUCUUGAGCGAAAGUUAAAUGAUUUUGGUUAUAGGGUAGGCACGCGCCUUUUAGAAUUAAUUGUGUGGAGAGAAAGAAAUAGUAAAAGAGAGAUCCGAGUUUUGGGAAUAUUGUACUUUAUCCACACAACUGUCUGGAAAACCCUUUUUGGCAAACAAGCAGACUCUUUGGAAAAGAGCACUGAGCAUGAGGACGAAUACAUGAUUUCGGAUAACGAUCCCCUGACAAGUAAGUAUAUUUCUGUUCCAAAGGAACUAUCGCAAUUGAACUGCAACGCGUUCCUUGCGGGUAUUGUCGAAGCAAUUUUGGAUGGGGCUCAAUUUCCAUCUCGAGUGACUGCACAUUUGGUACCACAAGAAGGGUUUCCAUUACGUACCACUAUAUUGAUUCAAUUGAACAAGGAAGUCUUGCAAAGAGAAGAACAGCUCAAAUAA
Molecule: messenger RNA, 618 nt
Organism: Acaulospora morrowiae
Lineage: Eukaryota; Fungi; Glomeromycota; Glomeromycetes; Diversisporales; Acaulosporaceae
Source: the annotation of a GenBank genome assembly